This is a messenger RNA of Histoplasma capsulatum G186AR, 1062 nucleotides long. Its product is annotated as pyruvate kinase. The coding region runs from base 1 to 1062 and encodes 353 amino acids. The transcript is spliced from 6 exons. Gene Ontology annotation, molecular function: pyruvate kinase activity; magnesium ion binding; potassium ion binding. The record is from RefSeq and is a predicted model, not a curated record. NCBI's taxonomy places the organism in Eukaryota, Fungi, Ascomycota, Eurotiomycetes, Onygenales, Ajellomycetaceae. Gene Ontology annotation, cellular component: cytoplasm. Gene Ontology annotation, biological process: glycolytic process.
AUGUUCACAACCGCUAGAGCGAGCUCGGGAAAAGGACCUGAGAUUCGAACCGGGAAAACGGUCGGUGGCAAGGAUAUCAAAAUAACUGAAGGGACGGAGUUGGUUAUUACGUCUCAUAACGACUAUGCUGAGAAGAGUGAUCUCCAUUACCUAUACGUCGACUACAAAAACAUCACCAAAGUGAUCGAGAAGGGAAAGCUUAUAUAUGUGGACGAUGGUAUUUUAUCAUUCGAAGUUCUCGAAAUCAUAGACGACAGCUCCCUGCGUGCCAGGUGUCUGAACAAUGGCGUCAUCUCCUCCAAAAAGGGUGUCAACCUGCCCGGCACCGACAUCGACCUCCCCGCUCUCUCCGAGAAGGACAAGCAAGACCUCCGCUUCGGCGUGAAGAACAAAGUCGACAUGAUCUUCGCCUCCUUCAUCCGCCGCGCCUCCGACAUCCGCGAUAUCCGCGCAGUCCUGGGCGAAGAAGGCAAGGAAAUCCAGAUCAUCGCCAAGAUCGAGAAUGAGCAGGGAGUCAACAACUUCGACGAGAUCCUCGAGGAGACCGACGGCGUCAUGGUCGCGCGUGGCGAUUUGGGUAUCGAAAUCCCCGCCGCCAAGGUUUUCAUUGCGCAGAAGAUGAUGAUUGCCAAGUGCAAUAUCAAGGGCAAGCCGGUCAUUUGCGCGACCCAGAUGCUCGAGUCCAUGACGUAUAAUCCACGCCCAACGCGUGCUGAGGUCUCGGACGUCGCCAAUGCGGUGCAAGAUGGCGCGGACUGUGUCAUGUUGUCUGGCGAGACGGCGAAAGGUGAUUACCCCAAGGAGGCUGUCACAAUGAUGCAGGAGACGUGCCUGAUUGCGGAGUUGCGGAACCUGGCGCCGCGGCCUAUGGAUACCGUUGAGUCCAUUGCUAUGGCUGCGGUCUCUGCCAGUUUGGAAUUGAACGCGGGUGCUAUCUUGGUCCUGACGACUAGCGGCCACUCCGCCCGCCUCCUCUCCAAAUACCGGCCCAUCUGCCCCAUCAUAAUGGUAACCCGCAACGGAAUAGCAGCUCGCAAAUACACUUUGAUUUUAGCCCCUUAA